Messenger RNA from Penaeus vannamei (Pacific white shrimp), 963 nucleotides. The record is from RefSeq and is a predicted model, not a curated record. Lineage: Eukaryota; Metazoa; Arthropoda; Malacostraca; Decapoda; Penaeidae.
AUGACGCCACUUUGCCCACUCACAGCCUUCGACCAGAACAAUCCGUCGCCAUUUGACCCAAAAGGCAUAGGAAGCAGGAACCAAGAAGGCUUUAUCGCCAAGCUGACCUCCUUAGGACCAUCCAGGCUGCUCAAAUACGCUGGAAAUGGCACGACGCUGAAGGCAGGAGCUGAAGGGGACCACGUUCGCAUAUCCUUGCCUAAUCCUCCACGUGAUCUAAUAGCGAAUAUCCUGUGGCUGACGCUCCUGACGACACAUGUGAAUAAACGUGGUCGUCUAUCCCGUUGGCUCCCGGUGAAAGGUUGUCUCAGUGGGCGGCGGGAGACAGGCCCUUGGUUUGGGGACUCUGAAGCAGGUGUUGCGGUUGCUGGGGAAGAGCUGAGGAAACGACUCAUAAGGCAACAACGACUCAUAAGGCAACAACGACUCAUAAGGCAACAACGACUCAUAAGGCAACGACUCAUAAGGCAACGACUCAUAAGGCAACGACUCAUAAUGAUAAAUAAAUUAGACGACCUUCUGACCCACAUCGGGACGGGAAAAUGGAGCUACAUGCAUAUCCUUCCCCUCUGCUACUCUUUUUGGAUUGACGUAAUGCAAGCUAUGAACGGAGCUUUCAUGGCCCCCAAGCUGAAUUUCUCUUGCCGCCCGCCCGCCCACGCCGCUGGCCGAUCCACGCCCAUCUCCGCCCUCAAUGAGUCCGUGUUACUCAACAAUGUGACGCAAGGUGUACCUAUUCUGCCGAGGACCCUGUGACGGGAGGAGAGGUCGAGGAGGGAAAAUGCACCGAGUGGGACUUCGACAACUCCACCUUCAGCUCCACCGUCACGUCGGAGUUCGAACUGGUGUGUGGGUGGGAGUACCUGCGCGCGUUGUACACAAGUAUCUACAUGUUUGGCGUCUUCUUCGGCUCGCCUUUGAACGGGUUCCUGGCUGACAAGUACGGACGGAAACCCCUCGUCC